Carassius gibelio (silver crucian carp) is the source of this 5697-nucleotide messenger RNA. Its product is annotated as transcription factor RFX3-like. The record is from RefSeq and is a predicted model, not a curated record. Gene Ontology annotation, biological process: regulation of transcription by RNA polymerase II. Gene Ontology annotation, cellular component: nucleus. Gene Ontology annotation, molecular function: DNA-binding transcription factor activity, RNA polymerase II-specific; RNA polymerase II cis-regulatory region sequence-specific DNA binding. Bases 1513 to 3759 code for a protein of 748 amino acids. The transcript has 17 exons. NCBI's taxonomy places the organism in Eukaryota, Metazoa, Chordata, Actinopteri, Cypriniformes, Cyprinidae.
UGGCAUUGCUAAAUAUACAUCAGCAACUGUAAUCACUUCAGAAGUCUUUGUUUUAAUGAUCGUUUCUGCGUUCUGAAUAUUUUCGCUUCAAGCUCAAUUGGCGCAGUAGAUACACUCUUAAAAAUAAAGGUUUCUGAAAGAGGGGUUUGCAAUAAAGAACCAUUUUUGGUUGCCCUUUAGGUGAACCGUUUUUAAAACGACCACUUUCAUAAUCUUUAAUAAUCUCAAGAACCUUCUUCCACUUUUUGGUCAAUGCAUUGUUGCAUGGCCCUCUGUUGUAACCUUUGUGCAUGCAUGAGACUCAAACUCAGAUUGUCCUGCCUGAUAUAUAUAUCUAUGUAUGGCAUCCCAAAAGCAGGUUUGACCCCUCGCUCCGUGGGCCGUGGGGGUAGAGACCGCUAGUGUCGCCCUCCUCUUGGGCCUUUGUUACCCCUUCAGCUUUUGAGUGUGCAGAAGCUCAGCAGAGCUGUGUGUUUAAGUGUCCCACAGGGAGCUGAAGGUGAAGCUGGGGGGUGGAGGAGGGAGCAGACAGGUGCAUGAUUAUACACAGACGGGGAGCAGGUGGGGUCACUUCAGACAGAGCCCUGCUUCAACAUCCACACUUUUACACUGGACAUCAAGUGCCAGAAUGAUUCAUCAAUAAACAAAAGUAGAUAUAAAUUAGGAUUAGGAUGAGGGAAACAUCUGUGUCUGGAUCUGUCAAGCGUACGAGUAACAGAUGCAUGUGUGCUGAAAUAAUGUAGAGUUUGACUGGGCAGAAUUCAAAGCUGUAACUGAAAUACUUUUAUAGAUGUGCUUCGUUAGUUUAUUUCACUACGUGCACAAAUGGAUAGUUGCAAUGUAUCCUUUUGCAUUUACCAUAUUUCUGUGAAUCUGAUGCUGUGUAGAUCACUUAAUGCCACCAGGAAGUAAAAAACAAGUAACUGAAAACUAGAAACUAGUCUUUUUAACCUUAAACUGCAUAAACAUAUUACACCAAAUACAUAAAAUAAUGUUAUUUUUAGCAACGUCAUAUAACCCCAUAUGGUAAUCCAAACUGGCAUCAAAUGUGAGAAGUGCUAUCUCUGAAUAGUUUAAGCGUGUUCUAGUUGGCGUGUGCAUUGGAAAUGGCCGUGAUUAUGUGUGAGUCAGGAAUGCUGGGUAAUCAGACGUUUAGGGCUGGGGGGGAGGUGAAGUGAACACAACAGCACCUGCACCCUUCAGGUAAAUGAGGAGCAGAGGAAGAGGAGGAGGAGGGAGUCUCUGGGGAGAGAAGCUCGGCUGUAGGGUAAUUAACCUGCAGAGACCUGAUCAUGGAAACUUUUACAGCUGAGAAGCCUUGGGCUGCGUGUACGGUCGAGCGCCGCUGCUCAAACACGGCUUGUUUACCUGCCGCAUUAAUGCUCGCAUGCACGGGAGCAAGAACAACCAAUGCAAUUAUACAUAGUUUCUUACAUUAAUGAUUUCAGCAAUACUGCAUUCAAGAGGAACGUCAGCUGUUGCUUUUGAAAUCUCAUCGGCUUAAAGCGCGCCAUGCAGACCCCCGAGGCCGGCGCUGACUCCACGUCCAGCGUGCCGCUCCAGACCAGCGUGCCUGUGCCGUCUGCGGUCAGUGUCCAGCAGGUGGCGUCUCAGGUCCAGCAACAGGCGCAGACUGUUCAACAGGUCCAGCAUGUGUAUCAAACACAGGUGCAGUACGUUCAGGAGGAAAACAACCCCGGUUACACCAACGGGACCAUACGGACGUAUUCAUACUCAGAACCGCAGCUGUACAACCAGAACAGCGGCGGGAACUACUUCGACACGCAGGGCAGCUCGGCUCAGGUGAGCUCUCACAGUUUGACCAACAACGGGAACGGUGCUCUGGCCAUGGGGCUGUCAGGAGGACAGAUCAUCAGCAGCUCAGGAGCGUAUCUGAUUGGAGGAAACUCCAUGGAUGGCUCCGCCCCUCACAGCACGGCUCAGACCACUAGAGCCUCCCCCGCCACGAUUGAAAUGGCGAUUGAGACGCUCCAAAAGUCUGAAGGUUUGUCCAGUCAGAGAAGUUCGCUGCUCAACAGUCAUCUGCAAUGGCUCCUGGAUAAUUACGAGACGGCGGAGGGCGUGAGUCUGCCGCGCUCCACGCUCUACAGUCACUACCUGCGCCACUGUCAGGAGCAGAAGCUGGAUCCCGUCAACGCUGCGUCCUUCGGGAAGCUCAUCCGCUCCAUCUUCAUGGGGCUGCGCACACGCCGCUUGGGCACCCGAGGGAACUCUAAGUAUCACUAUUACGGGAUCCGUGUGAAGCCGGACUCUCCUCUGAACCGGUUGCAGGAGGACAUGCAGUACAUGGCAUUGAGACAGCAGCCCGUCCAGCAGAAGCAGAGAUUCAAGCCGGUACCGAAGAUUGACGGUGUUUCGGGGGAGAGCUUCUCCAGCGGGGGCCACACACCCAGCGCUGCGGAGCAGACCUUCAUCGCUCAAAGCCAGCAUCAUCAGCAGUUCCUCGACGGGUCCAUAGCUCUGCCAGAGUUCACUGAACUUGACCUCGGAGAGCCUGUGGAAGGCGUCGGACCAGAGGACGUCAAAGCCCUUCAGACGCUGUACAGAGAGCACUGCGAGGCCAUUUUGGACGUAGUGGUGAACCUUCAGUUCAAUCUAAUCGAGAACUUGUGGCAGACUUUCUGGCGCUAUUCUCCAUCCAGCUCUGUAGAGGGCGUCACCAUCACUGAAAACAGUGGUCUGAGUGAAAUCGAGGGCCGCCUGCCGCGGACCGGACUGAUUCUGCUCUGUGGAAACGAGGCAGUGCUAAAGUGGAUGAACACCUGUGAUCAUCUGAUGUACCAGGCCCUCGUGGAGAUCCUCAUCCCUGAUGUUCUGAGACCCAUUCCUAGUGCCUUGACUCAAGCCAUCCGUAAUUUUGCCAAAAGCCUUGAGGGCUGGCUCACCAACGCCAUGAGCAGCAUCCCUCAGAGGAUGAUCCAGACCAAGGUUUCUGCUGUUAGUGCCUUCGCUCAGACGCUGCGCAGAUACACGUCUCUGAAUCAUCUGGCGCAGGCGGCCCGUGCAGUGCUGCAGAACACCUCCCAGAUCAACCAGAUGCUCAGCGACCUCAACCGGGUCGACUUUGCCAAUGUUCAGGAGCAGGCCUCGUGGGUGUGCCAGUGUGAAGAGGGCGUAGUUCAACGCCUCGAGCAGGACUUCAAGGCCACCCUCCAGCAGCAGAGCUCUUUGGAACAGUGGGCAGCUUGGCUGGACAACGUGGUCACUCAAAUACUCAAGCCGUACGAGGAUAAACCAUCCCUCCCCAAAGCUGCACGCCAGUUCCUGCUCAAGUGGUCCUUCUACAGCUCUAUGGUCAUCAGAGACCUGACCCUCCGCAGCGCGGCGAGUUUCGGCUCGUUCCACUUGAUCCGGCUGCUGUACGACGAGUACAUGUUCUAUCUGGUGGAGCACCGCGUCGCACAGGCCACAGGAGAGACGCCCAUCAGAGUUAUGGGAGAGUUUCAGGACCUGAAUAACAUGUCACCUGCCAACAUCGACAAAGACGAGGUGAGUGAGAUGGACAGUGAUCUGGACGAGGAGAUGGAGGAGAUGGAGGAGUGUGACGAGCCUCUGGCCAAGCGGGAGAAAGCGGAGCCCGAGGUCAUGCAGGUGGAGGACGGCAGCGGCGCGGUGCUGAGCGUGGUUCAGUCCAGCAUGCUCAGCGCUUCACCCUCGAGCGAACACAUCCUCAGCUCGAGCGGAACCAGCACCAUCCGCCACUGCAGCAGUCUGGGAAACACAUACGCCUCGGUCUGAGAGCCUUUCAGUGCAUCUGUCUCCAACACAUCUGUCCUCAUCCUCAGCAGAAACACAGACUCUCGCUGAGAUCCUCAAGCUCUAGCAAACCAACUCCAGCAUGUGACGAGAUGCUGACCGUACAGUUUAAACCCCUCAUGUUCCCAGGUGAAGAAAAAUAAUGCACUCUGAUUUUGUGCUUAAUAUACUGAAAAUGAUUCUUUAGUACGUCUUUAAGAUCAUCUAAGAGUCUGUUUUAGGACACCAGAAACAUAAACUAAAAUGUACUUCUAACACACUGCAAAAGAUUUAUUUACUGUACAAGUACAAUGAUUUGAGAUAUUAAGUCUUGUUUUCUAAAAACAAGCAAAAAUAAUCUUAAUUCAGAGGCUAAACAAGAUUAUUUUUUAAAUAAUAAAAUUUUUUAAAUAAUUUUACUUGUUCAGUAAAAUAAUCUUGAUUCAAGAAUUUGUAGAAAUUUAGAUAUAAAUACCAAGAUAGUUUUUUUUUUUUGCAGUGUACUAUCUCUGUAUUUUACAAUUGUUUUUAGUUCACACUUGUACACUCAAGCGGUGACUAAAUACAUUUUUAAAUGCACAAAUAGUAUGCAAAAAUGGUGUCCCAAAAUAGUGUCCCACAGUUGAGUACACACAUAAGUUUAAGUACUAAAGAGUAAUGUUUUGUAUAUUAAGAACAAAAUGAAUGCGGAAAACUGCACUUUUGUUUUUUAGUUAAGAGAAAACACUUGUGUCUGACCCAGAUCUCCAGCCCAAGCCUCUGGCUCCAGGGAACCGUCCCAUUAUCACUGCUCUGCUCAUAGUUCAGUCAUGUUUAGAUCGUGUUAUCGAAGCAGGCUAGACAUCUUGUACCAGACGUAAUGAGCUUGCCUUCUCACCUUCUCUGCUUGUGUUUCCAAUUGCCUUCUGUUUGUGGAUUUAGUCGUCUGCUAGCUUGAAAAUGAGUUUUUUUCUUGGUCAGAUAUGCUGCAUGUGUGAACUGCAUCGUGGGUCUUUUUCUUUUUACUAAUUGGACCAAAAACACAAGUGUGAGAGACAACAGGGCGGUUUUGAAGCUUGGGUGCUUCUCGUGCAGAACAGAGCGAAUGUCAGGGAUUCUGUGUACCUCGGGUUCAUCUUAGUGCCUUAACCCCAAACAACAGCUUUCCAUUCGGUCUGUAGUGAAACCACACGCCAGAGAAUACUCCUAGCGAGCGUCUGCGGCCCAUUCAUCACGUGGAUGUGUUUGUGAUCAGUAACUGGAGACCGCGUGGAUCUGGCCGAGGUGUUUGUCGUCGUGUGUAUCUUGUGGCUCUACCUCACUUAAACACAUCCUGACGGGGUCGUGUCUCUUAAUUGCUGACCCAUGGGUCGUCAUCAGCUGCCCUGUAAAAACACGACUCGUGCACCAAACGCUGAUGAAUAUCAGUGAAGAUAAAGAGUUUAUAAGUUGGGUCUCGCUCACAAACGAGCAGAUUUCACUAUCAAAACAUUUACGUAAAUUAUGCUACUGAAUAAUUUGAUGAAUGAGUUGUAUACAUUUUUCUUUUGUGCGGUCAAAUUAAUAAUUGCAUCCAAAAUAAGUUUUUGUUUACAUAAUAUAUGUAUGUGUACGAUGUAUAUUUUUAUAUAAUAUGUGUGUGUGUGUAUGUAUGUGUGUGUAUAUACACAUACACACCCAAAUAAUAAUGUAAUUUACAAUAUAUUAUAUAUAAAUAUUUAUGUAAACAUCACAUUUUCUUUAAAUGUACACAUGCAUAAUAUAAAUGAAGCAUUUAUUUGGAAAAAUAUAUUUAUUUAAUUUUUUAUUGACAUUCUAAUUGAUCUCAAUCCAACUGCAGUUGGGUUAGUUUGAUAUAAAGUAAAAAUAACAACAACAACAAAAAAUACAGCUAACUUACACAAUUUAAAAAAAAGUUAACAUUAAAGUUAAAAAACAAAUUCUGCAAUUAAACUCUUUUAU